AAUUGAUAUAAAAUUUUAUAAAAGAAAUUUUAUGAUUAUUUUAGGAUCACUUUUUAAGCGAAAAGGAUUGAUAAAUAAUUAAAUUAAUUAAAAUGGCUGAAGCACCUUUAGAGAAAAAAAUAAAAGUAUUAAUAGCAGCAUCUGGAAGAAUUUAAAAAGAAUACUUGGCAUACAAAAAUGAAAUCUAAUAAUUCGAAAAUGUUUUAUAGGGAAUAUAAGAUAUUGAAGAAAACUCAUUAAAAAUAAAGAAAUAAGUAAUAAAUAGUUAUUAAUAAUAGAAUGAAUUAUUAAUUGAAUCAAAGAGUAUGUUGCCUAAUACUUUUUCAAGAUUGGAAGAAAACAAUUAAAAAUUGAUUGAACUAGUAGAUUAAGCAGGAAUGAUAAAUAUUGAAUUAAAAGAACAAGCAUAAUAAUGUAUAGAUCAAACCAUAGAGUUUCUUAAUUAAAUAAAUCCAGCAAUGAUUUGAAUAUUAUUUAUUU
Paramecium sonneborni is the source of this 480-nucleotide messenger RNA. The record is from the annotation of a GenBank genome assembly. NCBI's taxonomy places the organism in Eukaryota, Ciliophora, Oligohymenophorea, Peniculida, Parameciidae.